Messenger RNA from Juglans regia (Persian walnut), 3276 nucleotides. RefSeq lists its product as uncharacterized. NCBI's taxonomy places the organism in Eukaryota, Viridiplantae, Streptophyta, Magnoliopsida, Fagales, Juglandaceae. The transcript is spliced from 2 exons. Gene Ontology annotation, molecular function: RNA-DNA hybrid ribonuclease activity; nucleic acid binding. The coding region runs from base 1 to 3276 and encodes 1091 amino acids. The record is from RefSeq and is a predicted model, not a curated record.
AUGGCAUGGAAUUGCAGGGGAUUAGCCCGACCCAAAGCAAUCAGAAACUUAAGGGCUAAUAUUAGGAAAUAUAACCCGGAUGUAAUCUUUUUGUCGGAAACCUUGGUGUCGGAUGAACGCACCAUUUCUAUUGUAAAUAGUUUAGGUUUCCAUCUUUUUGUUCACUAUCCAGCAGUUGGUAAAAAAGGAGGACUGCUUCUUUUGUGGAGACCGGGUGUAGAAAUAGAACCUGUAAAUAUAAAUAUUAAUGCAAUUUCUGUUUUAGUUUAUUCUGAUCCUACACAUCAACCUUGGAUGAUUACUUAUGUGUAUGCGCCGGCCCAAUGGAAUAACAAAGCUGGCUUUUGGAGACAUUUGGACUCAUUAUAUCAGGCUUUUCCAGGGCCUUGGAUUUGCUUGGGAGAUUUUAAUGAUCUCAUUGAUCAAAAUGAAAAAUCUGGAGGAAAACCUAUCUAUUAUAAUCCUAACAAGGGUCUUAAAGCUCUUAUGGAUAGGAAUGGCCUUAUAGACAUUGGUUAUAUGGGACCAAAAUUUACAUGGACAAAUAAUAGACAGGGUCAAGCGCUCAUACGAGAAAGAUUAGAUCGAGCUAUUGCAAACCAAGAGUGGAGAUUACUAUUUUCAGAUGCUACAUUACAACAUCUUGCAUCAUCGGCAUCAGAUCAUCACCCAAUCUUGUUAUACACCACAGCAAAUAUUCGUCAAGCUCCUUCUUUCAAAUUUGAAGAAUUCUGGACUCGAGAACCUUUAAGCCAUCAAAUUAUCAGUGAAGCAUGGAGUAAACAUCAUUUCGGCAAUCCAUCUUAUAUUCUAUGUAAGAAAAUCAAGUCAACUAAGGAAGCUCUUAAAGUCUGGAAUAAAGAACACUUCGGGAGAAUCAACCACAAUAUACAUCAACUCGAAAGUGAACUUCUCGAAGUACAGGAAGCCAAUAUGACUCCAUCAAAUCAAGAAAAAGAAAGAUUUUUGCAACAUAGAAUUCACAAGCAAAGAGAAUAUGAAGAAAUCUUAUGGAAGCAAAAGUCUAGACUUACAUGGCUUACAUUGACGGAUCUAAAUACCAAAUUUUAUCAUCUAACAACCACCAUCCGGCGAAGAAGGAAUGCUAUCGAGUCAAUCAAGCUGGCGCCAGGUAUUUGGUCAAUGGACUCUACUGUUAUAGAGACUUCUUUUAUUAAUCAUUUUAAAUCUAUAUAUACCUCUUCAAAUCCAAAUGUUCCGGAACAAUUGGAUAAUCUCUUUGAAAAGCAAGUUUCGGAUAUAGAGAAUGAAUCUCUAAAUGCAAUACCAGUUGAAGAGGAAAUAUUAGAGGCUCUAAAACAAAUUCCCAGCAACAAAGCUCCAGGACCAGAUGGAAUGACAGCUUUAUUUUAUAAGCACUAUUGGAGUAUUGUGAAACAAGAUGUCAUACUGGCAGUUCAGAAUUUCUUUAUCAGUGGGAAGCUCUUAAAGCAGAUCAAUCAUACCAACAUUGCUCUCAUCCCAAAGACAAACUGUCCAAAUCAUCCAAGCCAAUAUCGCCCAAUAAGCCUCACAAAUGUCAGCUACAAGAUCAUAACCAAAAUCAUGGCCAAUCGUCUCAAAAUCCUUCUCCCAAAAAUCAUCUCUCCACUUCAAACAGCCUUCGUUCCAGCUUUUAAAAAUUUUUGGUGGGGUUUCUCGAAAGACAAAACGCAUAAUUUGACACUGAAGUCCUGGAAAUCUAUUUGUCAACCGAAGAAUACAGGUGGUCUUGGAAUCAGAUUAAUGGAAAAGAUGAAUCAAGCUAUGCUAGCCAAAACAGGAUGGGAACUAAGCGAACCGAUAAAUAGUUUGUGGAAGUCAAUGCUAACUGCCAAAUAUCUGAAGAACAAUACAUUUUGGGAAGCUUCGCAGAAAGCAACAGAUUCAUCCAUGUGGAAGGGAAUACUCAAAUCUCAAGAACUACUUAUUAAAGGCCGAUGUUUCCAAGUUUAUAAUGGAGAAUCAGUAAAUAUUUGGUUGGAUCCAUGGAUUCCCACACUAAUCAAUUUCAAACCAAAACCACUUCAAGGUAUGGAACUUGAAUUCCCAAAUCUUACAGUUUCAGAUCUCAUUAUAAAUAACUCUAGGAUUUGGGAUGUCCCAAAAAUGCAAUAUCUUUUUGAUCAUCAAAGCAUCUUAGAAAUUCAAAAAAUUCCAUUACCAUUACGAGCAUAUGAACAGGACAAAGUGGUAUGGGUGUUAAAUCAUAAUGGGAAAUAUUCAGUCAAAACAGCAUAUCAAGCUACAAUACAAGAUCAAGUUCCACACCAACAACAUUCUUCAAUGACACUUUUCAAGCCUAUGUGGAGUCUUAAAAUCCAUGAUCGUCAUAAGUUAUUGCUUUGGAAACUUCUGUGGAAUAUUCUUCCUACCAGAACAAGAAUUGGUGAAGUCAUAACAAACCAAGAAACUGAAGAAUGUGUAUUUUGUAGCUAUGAGAAAGAAACACUAGUGCAUCUUUUUGUUGAAUGUCCAUUCAAUAGAAUUCUAUGGCAACAAAGCAGCUGGCCUCUAAAUUUUGCAAAUUUGCCUAUAGACUCUAUCUCAGACUGGAUCAAAAUGAUUAUCUAUCCGGACAGAGAAUUGAGACUCAAAAACGAGGAGCGACAUCAUUUCCAGCUAUUUGCAGUUAUAAUGUUAGAUUUCAUUUGGAGAAAAAGAAAUGAUGUCAUUCAUAAUCACUCUUCUCUAUCAAUUGAAGAAGCAAGCUUUCAGAUCAAGAGCACCUAUGAAGACUAUAAAGAUGCGUGGAAGAAAAAAGUUGAUCAACAAAGUAAAGAAGAAAAUUGGCAUCCUCCUCCUCUAAACUAUCAAAGCUACUCUUUCGAUGCAGCAGUACGAGAGCAAUUUUCAGUAGUCUCAGCAAUUAAAAGAAACCACAGUGGAGAUAUACUGGGAAUAUUAACAGAAAAGGUACAAACUACAAUCCCUUUAAUUGCAGAAGCAAAAGCAGCCCUGCUAGCUGCUAAUAUGGCAUCAAAUCAAGAUUUAGCAAUCAUUGAAGGGGAUUCUCAAUCAAUAAUCUCUUCCAUUGAAAGUCCAGACAUCUCCACAUUUUGGAACAUAUCAACUAUUAUCAAGGACAUCCAGCACUUAUCAAAUCUUCAUCAAAACUGGAAAUUUGCCAAGAUUCAUCGAUCUCAAAAUCGAUGUGCGCACUCUGUUGCGCAGUGGGCAGCUACCAAUCUUGUUUUUGGUAGCAUACCUAUAGAUAAUAUUCCUAGUUGGUUUUUGUAUAUUGAUAGUGAAAAGGACCCUCCUCAAACUCUGUAA